This is a messenger RNA of Thunnus maccoyii (southern bluefin tuna), 5953 nucleotides long. RefSeq names its product glutamate receptor, ionotropic, N-methyl-D-aspartate 3Bb (gene grin3bb). The coding region runs from base 127 to 3747 and encodes 1206 amino acids. Lineage: Eukaryota; Metazoa; Chordata; Actinopteri; Scombriformes; Scombridae. Gene Ontology annotation, cellular component: postsynaptic membrane; plasma membrane. Gene Ontology annotation, molecular function: transmitter-gated monoatomic ion channel activity involved in regulation of postsynaptic membrane potential; NMDA glutamate receptor activity. The transcript is spliced from 10 exons. Gene Ontology annotation, biological process: monoatomic ion transport; synaptic transmission, glutamatergic; ionotropic glutamate receptor signaling pathway. The record is from RefSeq and is a predicted model, not a curated record.
UCCUCUCAGCAGGAGGAGGAGCAGGAAGGAGGAGCAGGAGUGCCAGCAGCAGCAGCAGCGGGUUGGUGUUCCAGCGGCACGAGGAGAGUCGGAGGAGCGGCAGAGCGAUGCUGAGAGCGCGGCAGGAUGAAUUUCACCUCCUCCUCCUCCUCGUCCCGGACACUUGGAACCUUCCUCCUCCUGCAGCUCCUCCUCGUGCAGCCGUGCCUCCUCCACCCGCAGCCGUGCCACCUCCUGGCUCAGAUCGGACACUCGGUGCGCGUCGGUGCGCUCCUGCCGGCGCAGCGGGCGGCUCGCGUGCAGGUUCAGGCGGCGCUGAGCCGCGCGGCGGCGGCGCUGAGCCGGGACAACUUCCUGCCCUACAACCUGAGCCUGGAGCUCGUGCCCCGGCAGCCGGCCGCCGCGGACCCGGAGUCGCUGUUCCGGUGCUUGUGUCAGGGCGUGGUGGUGCAGGGAGUCACCGCCGUGCUCGCCUUCCCGCAGAGCCGCGAGGAGCUGCUACAGGUGGACUUCAUGGCCUCGUUCCUGGAGAUCCCGUUCAUCAGCGUCAUUGAGCACGAGGAGCCGCUGGACACACAGAACCGGUUCCACCUGCAGAUGGUGACGGGGGUUCCAGAGUCCGGUCUGUCUGAGCUGCUGCUGACGGUGUUGCGGCGCUCUGGUUGGAGGGAGGCCACCGCCGUUUUGUGUCGUGGCUGGGAGGAGGCUCGGGGUCUCCUGCAGCUCCUGGAUGGUCGCAGCGGUGCAUCAUGGGAUGGUGGCGGCGUCACCUGGCACCUGCGCGCUCUGCUGAAUCUGACGCAGUCGGCCCACGAUGACACUCAGAUCCACGACUUCCUGUCCCGGCACUUCCGACAGAAUCAGCCGCCGCCAGCGUCAGUGCUGCUGUUUGGAGCCGACCCACAGUGCGCUGCGGCGGUGCUGCGCAGUGCGCAGGACCUGGGCCUCACCUUACCCAUGAUGCACUGGGUGCUAGGCCAGCCGCUCAGCCCCGAUGCACUGCACGCCAUUGGCCUACCGCUCGGCCUCCUGGCCUACGGAGAGGUGGGGCGCAAACCGCUUGACUUCUACAUCAGAGACGCCCUGCAGCUUGUCGCCAGGGCCGUCGCUGCGGCAACCGUGGUGAGACCAGACCUGGCUCUGAUCCAAAACAUGGUGAACUGCUACGACAAACCCAACAAACAUGAGCUGCCGUCAUCAGGACAGUACCUGUCCAGGUUCCUGUCCAACACGUCUUUCUCUGGUCUGACGGGUCCAGUCCGAGUCCAUCAGAACCGGUCCCGUGUCCUCACCUCUCAGCGUUUCCACAUCUGGAGUCUGCGUCGGGACGCGCUGGGCCAGCCCACCUGGGUGACAGUGGGCAGCUGGGAGGGGGGUCAGCUGCAGGUGGAGGACCAGGGGGUCUGGCAGGGCCCCCGUCCCCGCUAUAGGACGGAGGGGACGGGUGGGAGGACCCGGGGCCGCUGGAGGGCCGGCAUGCCAGUGGCGGGGAGCCGGGUGCGGGUGGUGACUCUGGUGGAGCACCCCUUCGUGUUCACGCGGGACGCGGAUGACGAGGGCAGCUGUCCGGCCGGGCAGUUCUGUCUGGACGCCGGGACCAACAGCUCAGACGCUCUGGAGCGUUUUUUCCAUGAGGUGGCAGGCGGGAACGGCAGCUUCCUGCCCACCGAGUACAGCAAGUGUUGCUAUGGUUACUGCAUCGACCUGCUGGAGAAGCUGGCUGAGGACCUGGGCUUCGAGUUCGACCUUUACAUCGUCGGAGAUGGGAAGUACGGUGCGUGGAAGGGUGGCCGCUGGACGGGGCUGGUGGGGGAUCUGCUGCAGGGCCUGGCCGACAUGGCCGUCACCUCCUUCAGCAUCAACUCCGCUCGCAGCCGUGUCAUCGACUUCACCUCGCCCUUCUUCUCCACCAGUCUGGGCAUUCUGGUGCGCAGCAAGGACACAGCGGCACCCAUCGGUGCCUUCAUGUGGCCAUUGCACUGGUCCAUGUGGGUGGGCAUCUUCCUGGCGCUGCACAUCACGGCGCUCUUCCUCACGCUGUACGAGUGGAAGAGUCCAUUCGGCAUGACGCCUCACGGGCGGAACCGCAUGCGGGUGUUCUCAUACUCGUCAGCGCUCAACCUGUGCUACGCCAUCUUGUUCGGACGCACCGUCUCCUCCAAGACGCCCAAAUGCUGGACGGGUCGCUUCCUGAUGAACCUGUGGGCCAUCUUCUGCCUGCUGGUGCUGUCCAGCUACACGGCCAACCUCGCCGCCGUCAUGGUGGGAGAGAAGUCCUUCGAGGAGGUAACAGGGAUCCACGACGCCAAGCUGCACCACCCCUCCCAGGGUUUUCGUUUCGGGACGGUGCGGGAGAGCAGCGCUGAGGAUUACAUGAAGAAGAGUUUUCCAGAGAUGCACGAAUACAUGAGACGCUUCAACGAGCCGACCACGCCCGAAGGAGUCGCAACCCUCAAGACAGAUCCUCCUCAGCUCGACGCCUUCAUCAUGGAUAAAGCUCUUCUCGAUUAUGAGGUUUCCAUCGACGCUGACUGUAAACUGGCGACUGUCGGGAAGCCGUUCGCCAUCGAAGGGUACGGUAUCGGCCUCCCUCAGAACUCUCCUCUGAGCUCCAACAUCUCAGAGUUCAUCAGCAGGUAUAAAUCAGACGGAUACAUGGACCUGCUGCACGACAAGUGGUACAAAGUGGUUCCCUGUGGGAACCGAGUGUUCGCCGUCACCGAGACUCUUCAGAUGGGGAUCAGUCACUUCUCCGGCCUCUUUGUGUUGUUGUGUGUUGGAGUGGGCGGAGCUUUGCUGACUCUGGCAGGUGAACAUGGUUUCUACCGACUCAUCUUGCCGCACAUCCGCCGCCGACAGAACCUGAAGUACUGGCUGCACACCUCACAGAAAAUCCAUCGAGCUCUGAACAUGACGUAUGAGGACGUGAAGAAGCAGCACGUUGAGAAAGAGAAAAGCUGUAACCUGCAGAAGGCUCAGCCCCCCCCAGGCCCCCCCGGCCCGCCAGCCCCUGGAGCCUCAGCCAAGUGGAACAACGAGACCAGCAAGGAUGCUGCCGCCGCCGCCGCCGCUGCUGCUGCCGCCGCCAAGGAUGGCCGAGACUUCAAACGAGUCCACUUCAACCUGGAGACUCUGAACACCCGCCGCCUGCUUGCACGCAUCGCUGCCUCCGACGCCAAGGCAGGAGGAGCUAAAGGGGAGAAGGAGGAGCCGGCCAAGCCGAAGGCGGGGCCAACGAGUAGACUAUGUGAGAAUGGAGGACCGGCGGCUUCAUUGGCCAGUCUGGUGCUGUCCCUCCCCUCCUCAUCCUCCUCUUCCACCUCCGCCCGCCCCAACUCUUCUGCUCCUCCCCCUGCCAGUGUAGCCCCUCCCCCUGCAGCGGCGGCCCCACCCCCUGUCGCAGUGGCCCCGCCCCAGCCUGGCGAGCUGCAGGAGCUGCAGGAACAGAUCGAACAGAUGAGAGAGAAGCUGAGGAUGGCUCUGGCCAGGAGGGCCGAGAUCCAGACGUCUCUGACCAAACCCGUCGCCACGGUGACAGCGAACAACCCGACUUCUGUUACCACAACAACGACAACGUCAAUGACAGUGACAACAACAUCAACGACAGGAGCCCCGCCCACCGUCACCACGGUAACGCCCCUCCCUGCCAACACAAAGUGCGUGACGACCAUGACGGACCCGCCGCACAAAGUCCUGUCCAAAGUGCGGCCCCUCCCCAGGAGACUGACCAAUGAGAGAAGUGGCUGAUAAUGUUGACUGUUGAAAAUGGCCGCCAUGACAGUGACAGAAGUGCGGGUGGCUUCAGGAGCUUUAGUGAACUCUGGUGGUGCAGAAACAGGACUUCCUGUGAGCCUCAAUGCAGCAGCACGGCAGCUCCGCUCACCAACAGCACGAUACAAACUACAGGAAGUGGAUGCGCAACACCUGAACAAAAACAAGCCGCAGACGUUCAUGUUUGCGGUUCGCAAACGUUGGCGUCAGCGUGCGAAGUAGAGAGUCUAGAGAGGUGGACGGUAAACCCGCUCGCAUGUCCAGUGGAUUUUAGGGACAGAAAAGAUUCAAAUUUACAAAAACACAUCACAGUUACGAACAGAAACGAACCUUUAAAGGACUUUAAUUUCUUUAUUAAGAUGAAAAUUCUGGUGUUCAACACAAAUCUGGAGUUCAUUGAUGGAUUAAUAUAUAAGCUAUAAUCUCCACAGUUUCAGGGUUUUUUUAAAGUUUAAAAAUUAAAAAAAAAAAAAAAAGUCAAAUAACAUGAAGAUGGUCCCUGAAAUUUCACCUUCAUCUAAACAUUAAAGUCCUUUUAAGGUUUAUUUAUCUUCAGUCACAAUGAAAGUGACCCCAUUCACUUUCUACCUUAAAAUCCCAUUAAUUCACAUGUUGUUAAUGAUCUACUUAAAGUAUUUAAUUGGAUGAUUAAUAAAUACAUUAAUGGAUUAUUGUAUGUUGAAGUAUUUUUAUGUCAUGAUUAUGUGAAACACUUAGGAGGUUUUUUCAAGGUUAAAGUUUACCAAACAAAAUAGAAACAUCCCAUUAUUUAUACCUUAAAAGGGCCUUAAAAUGAAGGGAUGAUUUCAUGCUGUUUGGUUCAUUUUAACCAUGUUUAAAAUUUUAAAACCCCUAAAUUCAGGCAAAUUAAAAGGCCUUAAUAUAUUAUAAUCCAUUCAUGUGUCCAUAACUGAACCCCUGACUUUAGUUUUUAAGGCUUUUUGUCUUAAAAUCGAUCUCUCUGACAUUAACCAAACACACAGAUUUUAUAGAAAGUGUAAUUUUAAAAUCUUUGUUCUGAACAGGAAACACAAUGAAGUACUGAAAGCUGCACACUUUGAACCUUACUGCAUUUUUAUCAGCAGGUGUUUGACUUCCUGUUUGUGUUUCUGAUACGAAGCUUCGGCCUGACAAGGUUCGUUUAUUUCUUUAUUUCAGUCAUGCAGACGCUCUGGAGGCUAACUGCAGCUAGCAGCUACAGCUAACAGGCUCAGGGAGCUUCCUGUACCAACAGAGCCACCUGCUGUUUGCACUGAUAACAUUUUAUAUUUACAUUAAACUUCAAACUUAAGGGGACAGUCUGACCUUUAUAUAAAUGCUCUUAUUGUCUGUCAGAGUCUCAUGUUUCAGACGGAGAUCAGUUUCAUCUCUGAGUCCAGGACUAGUUAGCCUAGCUUAGCACAAUGACUGGGAGCAGGGGGAAACUACUAGCCUAGCCUAGCCUAGCUUAGCACAAAAGCUGGAAGGGUGGGAAAAAAAACAACGUAAAAAACUACUUCAGUAUUCAAUCCAAAUUUGGGGUAAAUGGAUUAUAAUGUAUUAAGGGAUUUUAAGGGGUAAAACAUGAAAGCUUUCCCUUAAUGUAAUUAAUGUUCAGGGAUAACUUUCAUUCUAUGUAGUACAUUUAGUACAGUUUUUUAACCAUUAAAAACACCUUGAUCCAUGAAAAUGAAUAAUUAAUUGAUUACAAGCCAUUAAUUUAUCUACUCUGAUGAUUCAGUUUAAUAGUGAAACAUCAUGAAACUUUGUUUUCUCUCUUGAUGGAGCUAGGCUAACAGUUUCCCUCUGCCUGCAGUGUUUAUGCUAAGCUAGGCUAACAGAGAUGAAAGUGAAACAUGUGGACAGAUAAAUGUUGGACUGUUCCUUUAAGGCUCCUGCAGCUGCAGGUGUUACAAACCAGGUGAGAUCUGUUCUUCAUAUGUGGAUUUUCUUUAUCUGAUUGUUGAUGAUUUGACACAAAGUCUGAUGUUUCAGGAUUAUUUAACCCCGUCUGAGGAACAGGUGUUUCAGGUGUUUUCACAGGUAGAAUCAACGUCUUCCUCCUCACCUGUCUGUUUUUGUUUCCUGCGUCACUGAUGAGCUGCGAGGCGUUCGCUGCCCUCACGUUAAAAUCGUUUGUAGGUUUUCUGAUGUUUCUGUUCAUGUUGAUCUGUUAUUUUCUUAAAAAUUAAAAAGGAAGUCA